AUGGCAGUUGGGGACGCACGAAUGAUUAAAACGGGAGGAAUUGCGGAAUACGGCCGGGACAGCAUUUUCGAGUGGCUUUUGGCGGAGUUCCUGCCGCCGCUGAUGCCCCUGCUUGUCGUCGUCGUCGGCGUCAUCUUAGUCGGUCCCGAGGGUAUCGGCAGUGAGGAUAGGGGCUUCGGUAAUGACGCGAUCGCCCUUCUGGAUGCCGGUCGCUAG
Messenger RNA from Pyricularia grisea, 216 nucleotides. RefSeq lists its product as uncharacterized. Lineage: Eukaryota; Fungi; Ascomycota; Sordariomycetes; Magnaporthales; Pyriculariaceae. The transcript is spliced from 2 exons. The record is from RefSeq and is a predicted model, not a curated record. Bases 1 to 216 code for a protein of 71 amino acids.